Molecule: messenger RNA, 1131 nt
Organism: Sphaerodactylus townsendi
Lineage: Eukaryota; Metazoa; Chordata; Lepidosauria; Squamata; Sphaerodactylidae
Product: actin-85C-like
Exons: 2
Coding region: 1-1131 (376 amino acids)
Source: RefSeq, a predicted model, not a curated record
AUGGAGAUGGAGAAGGAUAAAAAUCAGUCUGUCAUCGUUGACAAUGGAUCUGGAUUAUGCAAAGCCGGUAUUGCUGGUGACAGUGCCCCAAGGUCAGUUAUCACAGCGAUCAUCGGUCGCUCAAGAGCCAAAGCCACCAUGGUUGGGGCUGGCCAGAAAGAAUUUUACAUUGGGGAAGAAGCCCAGUCCAAAAGGGGAGUGUUGUCAUUGAAUUAUCCCAUUGACCAUGGAAUAGUGACAUCUUGGGAUGACAUGGAGCGGAUCUGGAGGCACGUCUACGAGUGUGAACUGAGGAUCAAAUCCAGUGAUAGGCCAGUACUCCUGACAGAAGCCCCACUGAAUCCUCUUCAGAAUCGGGAGAGAAUGACCGAGAUCAUGUUUGAAAGCUUCAAGGUGCCAGCAAUGUAUGUUGCUGUCCAAGCCACAUUGGCCCUCUAUGCAUCAGCACGUACCACAGGGAUAGUAAUGGACAGCGGAGAUGGUGUUACUCACACAGUCCCUAUCUAUGAAGGUUAUUGUUUGCAGCACGCUGUCUCCAGGUUGGACGUUGCUGGUAGGGACAUCACUGAAUACUUCAUGAGGCUCCUUCUAGAGAGUGGGCAUUCUUUUGUCAGCACAGCCGAGAGGGAAAUUGUGAAAAACAUCAAAGAGAAGCUCUGCUAUGUGGCUUUGGACCCAAUCCAAGAAAUGAGAGCCAAAGUGGAAGAACUCAUGAGGGAGUACAAAUUGCCUGAUGGUAACGUCAUCAAGAUAGGCAACCAACUCUUCCGAGCUCCAGAGACCUUGUUUGUACCCGCUAACAUUGGUGUUGAAGCUCCCGGAAUACACAAGAUGAUCUUCAACAGUAUUGUGAGAUGCGAUAUUGAUGUCCGCAAAGACCUUUAUGAAAACAUUCUGCUUUCUGGGGGGUCGACUCUGUUCCCCGGGAUGGAUGAGCGUAUCCUGAAGGAAAUGCAGCUGCAAGUACCCAUUGGGAUAUCAGCAAGGAUCAUAGCGCCACCUGAGAGAAAGUACUGUGCCUGGAUUGGGGCCUCUAUUUUGACUUGUCUGUCAUCUUUCAAACUGAUGUGGGUCACUCUUGAUGAUUACAAAGAUUUUGGCCCCGGUGUAGUUCACCGAAAAUGUUUCUAA